This is a messenger RNA of Peromyscus californicus insignis, 531 nucleotides long. RefSeq names its product Myb/SANT DNA binding domain containing 5 (gene Msantd5). The record is from RefSeq and is a predicted model, not a curated record. Lineage: Eukaryota; Metazoa; Chordata; Mammalia; Rodentia; Cricetidae. The transcript is spliced from 3 exons. The coding region runs from base 79 to 531 and encodes 150 amino acids.
UCGUGUAGGAAGAGUCCUUAGAAAUGUUGAGAUGUGACCGUGCAUGGUAUUAAAGUCAUUCAUCACCUCCCUCCUUCAAUGGCAGGUCCUUCCUGUACACACCCAUGGUCUGAGACUGAAAUUAGGAUCUUCCUCCAAGAGUGGAAAGUAGUUGAAGGGAUCAUUGGGCACCCAGGCAGCAAGAUCUACCAGAAGAGCUGGGCUCUUUACCAGCGAGUCAAUGGGCAUCGGGGCCUGAAGAAGAGCUGGGAAAGCUGUGUGGACCUGCUGCUGACCCUGCAGAAUCUGCACAGGAGACUGUGCAAUGGGAGAGGAGACACCAUACCCUUGUUUUCUCCAUUCUCAGAAGACCUGUACAGCAUCCUGGGCCACGCCCCAUCAAACGGUUGUGAUGAAAAUUUAUCUGUGUCCCCCAAUAAAAUUGACCUGAGAAUCAGACCUUGGUAUUAUGGCAUCCCUGUUCCUUCUGCAGAGCUACAAGGAAACCCAUCACCUAUGAUGUCCAGAGAGGAUUCCCUGGUUCCCAGAUGA